Molecule: messenger RNA, 642 nt
Organism: Saccostrea echinata
Lineage: Eukaryota; Metazoa; Mollusca; Bivalvia; Ostreida; Ostreidae
Exons: 1
Coding region: 1-642 (213 amino acids)
Source: RefSeq, a predicted model, not a curated record
AUGACAAAAAGUAACUUUGCAGAGAGAAGCAUACAGAAUUUAGAAAACAGAUUACACAGAAUGUUUGCUCAUAAGCAAUCUUACAAAUAUCUGAACGAAUUACCAUUUAUCACAGAGAGCAUUAACAAUACACCGUCUCGACCUUUGGGAGGAUUUGCACCUGCAAACGUCACUGAAAAUAACGAAGACGAAGUUCGAUAUAGUGCUUAUUUACACAGAACUAAAAAUGAUAAGAAAACACAAGGUCCCAUGAACGUCAAGUCUUCAACUACCAAAUAUUCAAAAGAGAAAUCAUACAAGUUUAAGAUUAACGAUAAAGUGCGGAUAACACAUUUGCGCCUAUUGUUUCAAAGAGAAUACGAUCAAAAGUGGAAAGGAGAAAUAUUCAAAGUCAGCAGUAGAUUCCGCAGUCAAGGCAUUCCCGUGUACAAACUCAAAGAUUUUGCAGACGAAUCCAUAUCCGGUACUUUUUACUCUCAAGAACUGCAGAAAGUUAACAAGGACGACGAUUCCAUUUGGAAAAUCGAUAAAAUUUUAAAAGAACGAAAGAGAAAGGGGGUAGCUGAAGUACUGGUAUCCUGGCACCAGUGGCCAGCCAAAUUUAAUUCCUGGAUCAAGAAGUCAGACCUGCAAGAGGUAUAA